Oncorhynchus kisutch (coho salmon) is the source of this 1281-nucleotide messenger RNA. RefSeq names its product polyadenylate-binding protein-interacting protein 2-like. The coding region runs from base 193 to 564 and encodes 123 amino acids. The transcript has 4 exons. Gene Ontology annotation, molecular function: mRNA regulatory element binding translation repressor activity. Gene Ontology annotation, cellular component: cytoplasm. Gene Ontology annotation, biological process: negative regulation of translational initiation. The record is from RefSeq and is a predicted model, not a curated record. NCBI's taxonomy places the organism in Eukaryota, Metazoa, Chordata, Actinopteri, Salmoniformes, Salmonidae.
UAUAGCGAGCCAAGGAGUAUGCGCCCUAACCACGUGGGAGGGUCAGACGCGUCGUUCCAUUUCUGACGUUCAACAUGUAAACAAACAUACUCAGCAGCCAUUCUUUUUCACGGUCUAAGAAGAGUUCAGCUGACACUUCCAGCUUUGAAACUUCACCUCUGAUAUAGCUACCUUGUCUUCGUUACAGCCAAAAUGAAAGAUCCAAGUCGUAUCAACAAUACCCCGAGCCUCAGCAGCAUAGAAUUGAUCCUACAUGGACAGUUUAUCAAUGAUGACAAUCCCUUUGUUGAAUACAUGUGGAUGGAGAACGAGGAGGAAUUCAACAGACAGAUCGAGGAGGAGCUGUGGGAGGAGGAGUUCAUUGAGCAGUGUUUCCAGGAGAUGUUAGAGGAAGAGGAGAACGAAUGGUUCAUCCCAGCCAGAGAUCUCCCUCCAACCCUCGGUCAGCUCCAGGACCAACUAAACCUACUGGUCCUCAGUGACACAGGCAUCGUAGACAGCCUGGCGAUUAACAGCAAUUUGAACCCUGAAGCACAAGAAUUCGUACCAGGAUUGAAGCACUGAGACUAGUCCUCUGAUGAAGAAGUCAUCUGUCCACACUGAAGCCAGCGUAGGAAGAUCUGUUUGAGUUUUGUUAAUCUGUUGCACUUAAUGUGUUGCCAAAGUUUUCCAGCUAGCCCUGCAUGUUUAACGUUUUGAAUAAUGUUGUGUAUAUAAAUCAUAUGUUUUUUGUAACUCUUCUGAAUGUAAAAACAGGGUAGAAGCCAGAAGACCAUUUACUUUAGUUUCCUUUUUGAAUAAUAUAGACCUAUGUAGUUCUAACAUACCUGCCCCAUCAAAUAAUAAUUUUCUGUUCAAUCAAAAUUAGUGGUUCAUUUAAAAAUCUAAAGACAUUUUUCAUUAGAUCUUGGUUUGCAUUAUGAAUUCCUUUUAUUGAAUUGCAGAUUCUAAAUAGUCCGUGUGGCCAUUUGAUUUAUUGUUCAGCGGUCUUAUGGCUUGUGGGUGGAAGCUGUUAAGGAGUCUUUUAUUUUCAUUGCUCUACUUCCUGCCAUUAUCGUUCAGGUGCUUGAUAUCCUACUGCCAUGCAGAUGUUGACUUUAGAUUUUUUUUAAAUGCACAUAAAAUGGAAAACUGCUGUAUAAAAAUGUACCAAAAGUAUUGCACAAACAUACAACAAAAAAACAGACAUAUUUUUUUUCUUAAAGUAUUUGAAAAUAAAUAUUGAUGGAAUCUAUAUUUGUGAUUUCACAAAAAAAUAAACAUGGCUGCCUCAUAAAUGUA